Molecule: messenger RNA, 2708 nt
Organism: Stylophora pistillata
Lineage: Eukaryota; Metazoa; Cnidaria; Anthozoa; Scleractinia; Pocilloporidae
Product: endothelin-converting enzyme homolog
Biological process (GO): protein processing
Cellular component (GO): plasma membrane
Molecular function (GO): metalloendopeptidase activity
Source: RefSeq, a predicted model, not a curated record
AGAUUUCCUGACCCAACAACAAAAAGUUCUAUUGAGAAAAAAAUGUUAGUUUGGAACUUAUGAGGAAAGUCACCACUAAGACUGAUCUGAUGUAAUAUAUCACCUGUGACGAAAAUAACUCGCGCCAUAAAGUAACCAGACUAAAAAUUGUCAUUUCAAUACGAGUUUUGAUUGAUUUUACAAUCUGUGAUUUGGUUUAAAGGACUUAGGGGGAGAAACAAGAAUACUGAUCCACGAUUAGGACUUGGCCGGGCUAUCCGUCAGUUAUCGAGUUUAACUCGAAGUUGCACUGAGCUAGCUUUGUUUAGCAAGGAGAGAUCCCACCAUGGUUUCUACUUGGUCCACCGACAUAAGAUGGUCUAAGCUUCGUCAGUUUGAAUACGGAGAACCCAACAACCACCUCGGAGAAUUGAAAAAAUCUUUAAACACAGCUAGCGACGAAAGCGACGACGAAUGGUUGGCUCAGCUCGAGAGAGACUACGCCACAGCGAAGAGAAAUCAUCGAGCUUAUUGGACUUCUUUGGAGAGAGCAUUGACACUAGCGGUUAUCAUCUUCAUUAUUAUUACCAUAUCUUUAGUUUUUGUACUAAUAUUUAAACCGUAUAAUAUGGCCGUGGUAUUCGGUGGCAGUGGACACAAACCGGACAUCUGUGAGUCGCCAGGGUGCAUAGCUGCGACAUACAGUAUUUUAAAUCAUCUUGACAAAAACGUCAAUCCCUGUGACGACUUUUACAACUUUGCUUGCGGAAACUGGUUCAAGAGCAGUUUUAUUCCAACCGGGCACUCCAAAUGGACAGCUUUUCAUCGAGUUUCGGACAACAAUCUGAUAAUACUGAAGAAACUUCUCGAGAACAAACAGCUCGGCUUAAAUGGAAGUUCUACAGUUUUGACGAAAGUGCGAGAUUAUUUUGCUGCUUGCAUGAAUAAAUCCGUGAUUGAAAAACGAGGCGCAGACCCUGUCAAGGAACUUAUUCACUUUGUAGGUUCGUGGACGAUAACCAACGCCUCAGAGGUUGGACCCUGGUCACCAGAGUCGUGGAAUUUCGAGCAGGCCCUUAGUAGAAUUCACAGAUUGAAAAGUAUGCCUUUGUUUUAUAUGUUUGUAUCGGCUGAUGACCGGAAUUCGAGCCAAAACAUCAUACAGGUUCAGCAAGCUGGCAUAACACUAUCAGACAGAGAUUAUUACUUCCGGAAUGAAUCAGAUAAGGUCUUGCAGGCGUACAAAGAGUUCAUGGUCAAGGUGUGUUUACUCUUGGGAGGUGAAAUUAACAGCACACGGCAUCAGAUGGAGGAAGUGUUUCAACUCGAAAAGAAAUUAGCCAAAAUUUACGAACCAAAAGAUCGACUCAGAAACAUGGAGCAGAUUUAUCACAAAAUGACGGUAGCUGAACUUCAGCAGCUUGCACCAGCGAUUUCAUGGUUGGAUUACAUGAAUGCGAUGUUUAGCAGCCCGGUCACUCAUCAGGAGUAUGUGGUGGUUUAUACCCCAGAAUACUUGAAAAACAUGUCGAAUCUUGUCAUUAGAACGGAUCGAAGGAUUUUAGCAAAUUACAUGGUUUGGCAUCUCAUCAAGCCCCUAAUCGGGGAAUUGUCCAAACCGUUUCGUGAUGCUUCGCUGGAAUUGUUAAAAGUUGAGAAAGGAGUGGAGACCGGGGCUCCACCUUGGAAGAGCUGUGUCACAAAGACUAACUCGGUCAUGGGGUUUGCUACAGGAUACUUGUACAUUAAGGAAAGAUCAGGAAAAAAUGCGAAGAAACAGGCGGAAGAAAUGAUAACUGAGAUCAAAGGGGCUUUUAAAGCAAAUUUACCCCAUGUGAAGUGGAUGGACGAAGAAACGAGAGAGAAGGCUUUAAACAAGAUUACGGCAACUUUCGACAUGAUCGGUUACCCAAAAUGGAUAGAAGAUCCAGAAAAACUCGACGAAUACUACGAAAAUCUCACAAUAGAUUCCGAAAAAAGCUUCGAGAAUUAUCUAGAGGCCAGACGAUUUUUCCACAAUAAGUCCAUAAACAGACGACGAAAGCCAGUGGACAGGCGAGAAUGGCAUAUGACUCCUGCCGACGUCAACGCUUACUAUAACUCGCCAAACAAUUACAUAGCUUUCCCAUCAGGAAUUCUUCAACCUCCAUUCUUUGAUCCGCAAUUUCCACAGUCAGUUAAUUAUGGCGCAGUUGGAGUGGUAAUGGGACAUGAACUCACCCAUGGAUUCGACGAUCGUGGUCGGAUGUUUGAUGAACAUGGUAAUCUGGCCAGCUGGUGGAACAACCAAUCAGUGAAAGCCUUUCAAGAACACGCCUCAUGUAUGGUGAAACAAUAUGGCAACUUCACUGUUGCUGGAAAGAACGUCAAUGGAAAGCAAACACUUGGCGAGAAUAUAGCAGACAACGGAGGGCUCAAGCUUUCCUACACAGCUUACCAGAACUGGGUCGCGAAAAAAGGCAGAGAACUGAAUCUACCUGGCUUAAAUUUCACUCCGGAGCAAUUGUUUUUCCUUGGAUUUGCUCAGGUAUGGUGUUCAGCAAGUUCAGACGGGCGGGCCCAGCAUGCUUUGCUGACUGAUGUACACAGUCCUGAGAAAGUGAGGGUUCUAGCAGCAGUUUCCAACUCAAAGGAGUUUGCAGAGGCUUUUAAUUGUCCUGUCAAUAGUUCUAUGAAUCCGAUAAACAAGUGUCAUGUCUGGUGAUGCUUUAAAUUAAAUGGCAAUCAGG